AACCCCCCUCAUUACCGGGGCCACAAAUGCUGCUCUUUCCCUAGAUUUAUUUUCAGUCCUCCUGGCCCUUCAGCUUGCAAUCUGCCUCUUCCUGUUCUUCGCUGACAUUGAUGCUGUUUACAGCGGCAUGCAGUUUCUUUACACUCCUAUGAUCUGGAGAGUUUACGUCUUACUGAUGCUCUUGGUCACCUUUUGUGUAUCUUUUUUUACAGAGGACGUUAUCUUGCAGAACAAGCACCUCUGGCUGCUGAUUAAAUCCUGUUUCAGGUACCAGUCAAACAGCCAGUACCGAAAAUGGCAGAGGAUCCUGAAGAGGGAUCCCAACUGGCCUCCUGUAAAUGCAGAAGACUUUGCAGCAAAAAGCACUGAUGAGGUUUACGUUAACCCCACAUACAAAUACAGCGACGAGGACUAAGCAAGACCCUGCAGCCAGGCACAGGGCUGCACAGAGCUGGCAGCUUCCUGGCUUGCACUGAACAGCCCGUGUUUUCAUCAUUUGAUGUGCACCAGAUUCAGAUGUUUGAAAUCCCUGCACAAACCCAUCCAUUCAGGGGCAGGCUGGGCCUGUGCUGGCUCUGCCUUGGAGCACAAGCAAGGAUUAUUCUCUCUGCUGCUGGUAAAAUAACAGCCUUGACUCGACUCUAUGGCACCAGCAGGUCUUGGGCCUGGCCAACAUCUCCUACAAAGGCUCAGAAAUACUGAAUACAGCAAAGUGAUGGCUUCUGUUGCUCCACAUCACACUCUUACUCCAUGUUUCAGUCACUGCUCCACCAAAUCCCGUCAAUGCACCCACCAGGCUUGAGGGGAAGGCAAUCCAAAAUAAGCGACCUAACCUUGACCACACAGAGGAGCACAUGUACAAUUGCAAAAUCCUGUGUUUAAAUGCUGCAGCUUCCACGAACUACAAGUUCCCCAGAUGAAGUAAUUCCAGUUUUCUUGCAUCCCAGAGUGAAUUAUAGAUGUGAGAGGGUGCAUACGCUGCCCUCGCCCAGCUCUCCCUUGCCAGU
Messenger RNA from Haliaeetus leucocephalus (bald eagle), 1007 nucleotides. Its product is annotated as probable cation-transporting ATPase 13A5. NCBI's taxonomy places the organism in Eukaryota, Metazoa, Chordata, Aves, Accipitriformes, Accipitridae. Bases 128 to 415 code for a protein of 95 amino acids. The transcript is spliced from 3 exons. The record is from RefSeq and is a predicted model, not a curated record.